AUGGAUCUUAGAAAAUUCUUCUCAGUGGCUACGUCCCAACAGGAACAGGAUGAACAUGAUGCCCAAAGACAAAGUGAAAUUGGUGAGAUUGAGAAAGAACAAGGUGAAUGUUCGAACGUUGAGAUAGAGACUACUGCUGAACAGUUCCCCAAUCAACCUUAUCAACCUGAUGAUCUUGCCCGCUGUUCAGAUGAGGCUUUUGUGUCAAAGGGAUUUCGCAACUGGAAGAAGAGCACAGAGAAAUUUAGACAACAUGAAAAGUCGACCACUCACAAGCUUGCUUCUGAAAAUCUAAAAUUUCGAAGAAUCCAAACUGAUAUCAAUAAACUAUUGCAGUUGCGGGCUGAUGAUGAUGACAAUCUGAAAAGAUGGCUAACAAGGAAGACUACUUUUACAGGUGGUGACAUUCAGAACGAAAUUUUGCAGUUAAUGGGCCAGUUGCGGGCUGAUGAUGAUGACAAUCUGAAAAGAUGGCUAACAAGGAAGACUACUUUUACAGGUGGUGACAUUCAGAACGAAAUUUUGCAGUUAAUGGGCCAUGCUGUUUUGAGGGAUAUCUGCAGUGAUGUGAACAAAAUGUCUACACAGUUUGGAAUCAUAAUUGAUGGAACGCAAGACAUUCAGGGCAAUGAACAGGAGAGUGUGUGCGUGCGUUAUGUUGAUGAUUCGUUUGUUGUUCAGGAGGAAAUGCUAGGCCUCUACCAGGUUUCCUCAACAACUGGGGAAUCACUUUCUAAGAUGCUGCAGGAUGCCCUGAUACGACUGCAACUGCCUAUAGAACACCUUAGAGCACAAACGUAUGACGGGGCAAGCAACAUGUCUGGAAAAUACAAAGGAUGUCAAGCAGAGAUUAAAAAAAUACAACCGAUGGCAAGUUACUUUCACUGCGGAGCCCAUGUGACACACCUCAUCACUUCCAAAGCACUGCAAACUGCACCAUAUAUAAGGAAUGCCCUUGGAUAUGUACAGGAACUCGGCAACCUAUAUAACAGCUCUGGAAAGUUCAAACACCUGUACUUGAAUCUACAUUCUGCUGACACUGAUAAUCCUUCCCCUACAAGACUAAAGCCAAUAUGCCCAACUCGCUGGUUAACGCAUUCAGCUGCAGUUAAAUCGGUUUUGCAGAAUUUUGAAGCCGUAUUGGACGCCCUUCAUGAAGCAGCUGAAGACUUUGGGACAAACACUUCAUCAAGAGCUAGCGGCCUUCAUAGUUGUCUUUCGUCUGGAAAAUGCAUUCUUGGAUUGUUUACAGCUUUACCUGUUAUCCAGUGCCUUGAACACUUUAAUAGGGCUCUCCAAGGAACAGAUAAGACAGUUUCUGGGAUGCUUGAUGCAGCAGAAGUAACAAGGCGUAAUCUACUCACCCUUCGUUGUGACCAACAAUUUAGGGAGGUCUUUGAAGCAACAGAACAACUACUCAUACAGUGCAACCUAGAACCAGUAACUCUUCCACGUAAGCGCAAACUUCCAAAAAGACACGAUGAUGGAGCUACCCAAGAGUACACUGCCAACUCUGCAGAGGAAUUGUACAGAGUGGAUUUCGUCAAGGUCAUUGACAGUGCAAUUUCUAACUUAAAAGACUACUUCACAUCCACUGACCUCAUCUUGUAUAAGGACUUAAGCGACGUGCUACUUACUGGGUCCGUUCAGCCACAUACAAUUCGUAAGUAUCCUGAACUCACAGAUUCUCUACAGCAACAAUUGGCCUUCUUCCGGAAUCAGUUUAGUGGAUCAUCCGUUGAGGACUACCGAAAGAUCUUUUUGGCAAUGGUGCCGGAAGUCCGUAGAAUGUUCCCUCAAGUUGAACAGUUGCUCAGGCUUCUUCUCAUCUCCCCAGCAAGUUCAUGUGUAGCUGAACGUUCAUUCAGUGCUCUACGACGCAUGAAAACAUGGUUGCGAAGUACUAUGACUCAGAAACGCCUUAACCAUCUCAUGGUCUGCCACGUACAUCGAGACCGACUGGCAGCAGUAAAUCCUCAAGCCAUUGCACAGGAAUUUCUACUCAAGUCAGAGUCAUGA
Messenger RNA from Asterias rubens (European starfish), 2019 nucleotides. Its product is annotated as zinc finger MYM-type protein 1-like. The record is from RefSeq and is a predicted model, not a curated record. Gene Ontology annotation, molecular function: protein dimerization activity. NCBI's taxonomy places the organism in Eukaryota, Metazoa, Echinodermata, Asteroidea, Forcipulatida, Asteriidae. The transcript has 3 exons. The coding region runs from base 1 to 2019 and encodes 672 amino acids.